AUGAUUCCGAAUUUGAACUUGGAAGCUGAAAAUAGUUUAGAAGAAAGUAGCCAAGUAGGUUCCAACAUUUACUUACAAGAAACAACAUCUUAUGAUGUUACCAAAGACAGUGCAACAACUUCCUGUCUUACAAAUCUUCCAGAUUCUGUGUCCCUUGACCUGACUCUCACAUUCGAUCCGAGCGACGAAGAAUUCAAGGAAACAAGCAACACGAACAGCGAAAUAGUAGGAGCUAAUCAGGCUAAUAUCACCACCGCGUCAGCGCCACUGGUUCAUAGAGUUUUCUCUUGUAGCAAUAGCAACAAAACCUCCUCAACAAACAUCUACUGUAUCUCCUAA
Vicia faba (fava bean) is the source of this 339-nucleotide messenger RNA. Lineage: Eukaryota; Viridiplantae; Streptophyta; Magnoliopsida; Fabales; Fabaceae. The record is from the annotation of a GenBank genome assembly.